Molecule: messenger RNA, 651 nt
Organism: Dermatophagoides pteronyssinus (European house dust mite)
Lineage: Eukaryota; Metazoa; Arthropoda; Arachnida; Sarcoptiformes; Pyroglyphidae
Source: RefSeq, a predicted model, not a curated record
AAAGUGAUUGAAAUAAAAACUUCAAAAUGAAUCCAUGUUUUUCAAUCUUGUUUUUUAUAACAAUUUCAAAUUUGUUUGUCAUGAUUUUUUCUGCACAAAAUAUUGAUAUAGCUUCAACAAGGCAAUUUCUAUCUAGCGAUAAUACGGCCAAAAUUGAAGAGAUGCAGCAAAAUGGUUCAAAAUUGCGGAAACGAAUCUGUGAAUUAGAUGAGAAUGAAGCUCGUACAUUCAAUGACAAGAUGAACGAAUGUAAUCGCUUGAAUUACGUAUAUCAGAUCGAAGAAUUAUUCAAACGAUGUCGAGAAUUAAAAUCUGAAGCACUUAAUUAUUUGGAAUUCGAACGUCAAGAAUGUCUAUAUGAAGAAUGUCAUCUUAAGGUUAUGGAGUCUAGUGAAUAUAAAAGAAUCAUGGCAGAUUGGGAAAAAUUAUCACCUAUGGAACGAUUGAAUCGAGAUCAUCAACGUUUUAAAUGUGCUGUGGAAGCGCUAGAAAUCAACUCGUCAUAAACAAUACAGAAACAUCAACAUUCAAUUUUAAUAUUUCUUCUUGGUACAAAAAAUCAAAUCUAAAUGUAACUUUUAUUCAUGUCAUUCAAUUCACGAUGAAAACAAUAAAUAUUCAUUUAUAAUGUAAAUGAUCGACACAUCAAAA